Molecule: messenger RNA, 12402 nt
Organism: Cherax quadricarinatus
Lineage: Eukaryota; Metazoa; Arthropoda; Malacostraca; Decapoda; Parastacidae
Gene: Rassf
Product: Ras association family member
Biological process (GO): signal transduction
Source: RefSeq, a predicted model, not a curated record
GCAGUGUUGUCUGGCUAAUGUUUAUGGAGGCCCAGCGAUUAUAUUACUGUAAUAAUCUUACUGUGAGCAACAUGCGGUGAUUCAGAACAUGCUGAGGCCCACCAGUUGACAUACCUUCAAGAUGUGGCAAUGUAGAAAGUGCGGCCGCCCUGUUUAUUUCGCAGAGAGAAAGCAGUCACUGGGGUUCGACUGGCACCCAAAUUGCUUGCGCUGUGAAGAAUGUGGCAAGCGGCUGAAUCCUGGCCAGCAUGCAGAGCACAAGGGAGUGCCAUAUUGCCAUCACCCUUGUUAUGGAGCACUGUUUGGCCCCCAACUCUUUGGUCAUGGUACUCGCAAUGAAUGUCACACAUCAUUUGGGAAGGUGGAGAACAGGGAUGGCCAGGUGAAGAGAUCUCACAUUGAAGCCAAGUUAAAGGCUUAUAACCAGUACUAUGAAGGUAAACCAGGAGAACUGAAGAGCAGAGAGGCCAAUGGGCGAAUGAUCUUGGAGGGUGUGUUGAAGAUAUACUGGGGAGUGCGUAAUGUCAUCCACCUUAAGGAAGAAGAUGAUCAGCGAACGAUUGCUGUCCGUAGACGGUCCACUACAAAUUCUGCGGCCUUUUACUCUGAUAGUGAGGAUGAGGAACAGACCCUUUGGCGCGAUGAUUGUCUAAAUGGUUGGCGAACUCCUCAGUCUCCGAGCUCUCCACAAACUCCUAAAUCAGCCACUGUAAUAAGAAACACGGUAUCCUGUAUAUUUCCUAGUGAGCAAGGGUUAAGGGAGAGAGACAGUGUUAAUCCUUUCAUCCCUGGAACAUCAGCCGAUGCAACACUUUCAAGAGAUGAUGGGACACCUGCCAGUAGUAGGAUUUUGGGUGGGACAGAGUUGAAGGAUCAGACACCUAAAGAAAAUUCAACUGAGUUGGAGGAUGAGGAUGAUGAUGAUGGAGAUAUGUGGAAGAAUACUGACUAUAAGACAUGUCGUAACAUGAAUGCCAUAUUAGAUGCAGAGUGUGGAAACUCCUCAAACCCAUCAAAUGGUAUGAUGCAUGUUACUAUGAGAGAGGACAGUUCACUUCACUCUGGGUUGCAGAGUGAUGUUAUCUCCCGUAACAAUGCCAAAAGCAAAAACUCCUCUCCAGAAGUUAUGCUCAACAACAAUUCUUCAUAUCCAAAUUAUGAAUCUGUUCUUGAUAAUGAAAACAGCAAUACACCUGUCCUAGAAAAUAAAGAAUCAGUGGAAAUUAAUACUAGCAUUGAUGAUCACACACCUUCAAGAAGGGUGGCUAUGAAGACAGGAAGUACAGCAAUUAGGAGGAGGCCAGGCAGACGGAUGGAUAAGACCAAGCUAAAGAGACGGUGCUCCAUCAAUGGCCACUUCUAUUUAAGAGAGACAAGCUCCUUCACCCCUCCCCAUGGGUCGCCAUGUAGUGUGUGGGUCACAUCCUUAGUUACAGCAGAGGAAGUUCUCAACAUGCUGUUGGAGAAGUACCGAGUGGAAAUGUCAACACGAAACUUCGCCCUGUUUGUGAUUAAAGACAAUGGAGAGAGACGAAGAAUUCGAGACGACGAAUAUCCCCUGAUAACACGUGUGAUGCUGGGACCUCAUGAAGAUGUGGCACGUGUAUUCAUUGUGGAUGCACAGCAAACAGAGGAGAUUUCUCCCCAGGUGGCACAGUUCCUUAACUUAAGCCUGGCCGAAUGUCGUGCCAUCCUUCGACAGUACGAGCAAGAAGAACUGCGGCAAAUUCUUGCUGUUAAGCAAAAGUAUGAAGACAUGGCAUUUUACAUCCAACGAAGAAUGAAGGAAUUGCGUGGUGUAUGAAUUUAGUAGAUCUGAUAAUGUCCCUGUAUAAUGUUGUAUUUGCAGUAUGCCAACAAAAGAUGAAAGUUUGUUUAGAGCAGAUUAUUGCACUUUAAUAGCAAAAAUUAUUUGGCUGCUGAUAAUAAUUAAGGACUUAGAAGCUCAGAUCUGCAACAGAGUAAAACUCUCACAUUUAAGGUAAGUAGUGAUUUGCCUUGAUAGACCAAGAGACUCUUUUUAUUUAUUUUUGUUGUUGUGUGUAUGUGUUUGUGUGCAUGUGUGUGCGUGCUCACCUGUAUGUGGUUGCAGGGGUCGAGUCUCAGCUCCUGGUCCCAUCUUCACUGGUCACUACUAGGUUCAUUGUCUCCUUGUGUGUGUGCAUGUAUGCAUGCCUGUGUGUGUGUGUGCGUGUGCAGGUGGAGAAGCUUCACACUUGAAUUUGUUUUACAAUCUGCAAGUGCAAUAAUAUCUUAAUUCUUCCAUGAUAUAUUGCAAUACACAGGUUUGUAGAGGGGUGUUAUGUAUCCAGAAGUUAGUUAUCAGUACCAUUGGGAUCAUUAUACUGCACAAGUAUGAAUCAGAAUUACAUUCCAAAGGCACUGUAUUCUUAUAUAGGUAUGGUGUACCCUCAUAAAGGCAUUUUAAUAAUAAAGUAACAUGUGCUACUAUCAACUUUGUAUUGCUCCAGUGUUAAUGGAGGUUUGGCCUGAGACAGCUCUUAAAAGUUUAGUAGCACUGGUGAAUGGCUACAAUAAUGUGUAAAUAACAUAGCUCAAAAAAUUUUCAAAACAUUAAAACUAAUUACUUAAAGAGCUAUCUGCAGCUUCAUAUAAUGUGAGGUUAACUUUUUAACAUAGGAACACGAGCUACUUCAGACUGUGGAUGCCACAACAUCUCGUGUUGUCUGAGACUUAGGUACUGAGGGACCUACUGGUUUGGAGCAUACACUGUGCUCCAAAUACAAGGUGUUUCACUCGUAGGAGGCUCCGAGUCGGUACUCCCAUAGUUGCAACCGUCUUGUUUGUAUAUUAUGUCUGUAGUAAAUGAUGACUCAGGACUUCCUACCUGUAGGACCCGAUUUAUCGUUUGCUGAAGACAUAAUACACAAACAAGAUGGUUGCAACUACGGAAAUACGAUCUUGGGGCCUUCUGUGUGUGAAAUACCCUGUAGUUUGUGUGUACAAUAAUGAAUUGAUAAUUAUGAUUGUUAUGAAUUUUAAUCACGCUCUUGGGGACUGAUGCUAAAGCCCUUGAUUUAUGAAUGAUGCUGAAGAAAAUAUUUAAAAAAUUAUAUGAUACAGUACAUCAGUCAUAAGUAUUGAUAAUAUAUUCCUUGUUUUGCAAGAGACUGUAGGCAUAAUUUUCAUCUUUUAAACACUAAGUUAAAGAAAUGCAGGCUUGAAGUAAUUUAUAGGAAUGCAAAGUUAAUAGUGCCUUUUUUUUUUUUUAAUUUUGUGCAAUGUAUGUAGUAUGUAGUUAUUCUAUGAAAGAAUUGUGGUGCUUUCUUAAAAAUUUAUGCAAAAAGGCUUCUUAGAUACUCGAAUGAGAUUAGCUAACACAGAAAAGCAAAGAAACAUUAGAUAUGUGGAAAUAACUAAAACUGAAGUGAGGUAUGUGUGCAUAUUACUUCUGUAGCCUGAAGUUACUGUGCCAAAGAAUUAACAGUGAAUACUUUAACACCACACUGUGUGUAAAAUUGUAUGUACUUUACCUGCAUGUAGAGUCAUGUCUGAAUUAUACACUAGCCAUGCUUGAUUUAUUUUCAGUUCAUCUUAUGGCUUAAUUGUGGUUUACCAUGCUGCUUAUCUACUUUAAAGGCCCUGUAGAGUAAAAGGUAUCAUUAAUAAUCACACAUAAUAACAUAAUCAUUCUUUCAUGAUAGUAGUUUUUCAAUGUUUCUAACUUAGUGAGGAUAUAAAGAAUAAAUAGGCAAAACACCGUGACUGGAACAGUACACAGAUAAACCUACACAUAGGAGAAUGAAACACAUGAUGAUGCUUCACUCUGACUUGGACCAUUAACUAGUCACACAGAAGCAUGAAGGGAAGGGAGUCAUUAUAUAUAUAUGAGAGGGGGGGGUGGGGCCAAGAGUAGUAGGAAGACAAGAGGUGGUAGCAGUUACAGUAGUACAGUGGACCCCCGCAUAACGAUUACCUCCGAAUGUGACCAAUUAUGUAAGUGUAUUUAUGUAAGUGCGUUUGUACGUGUAUGUUUGGGGGUCUGAAAUGGACUAAUCUACUUCACAAUAUUUCUUAUGGGAACAAAUUCGGUCAGUACUGGCACCUGAACAUACUUCUGGAGUGAAAAAAUAUCGUUAACCGGGGGUCCACUGUACCUUGGUACUCGAACUUAACUCAUUCCAGAAGGCUAAUCGAGUGCCGAUCUAUUCAAGUACCUAACUAGUUUUUCCCAUAAGGAAUAAUUAAUAACAAUUUUUCAUCUCUGUUGUGACUCUUAACCAAUUUUCUUUUUGGCUGGCUGUUAUCACUAACCCUCUUAGGCCCUAUGGUGACUUAUUUAUACAAAUAAUAUAAAAACACUAAAAAUGCGAAGAAACAUGAAAUAGUUUACAGCGAAGUUCAGCGGAGUUUUGCACUAAGUGACAGCUGCAGGGAGACAGACGCACAUAUUUGGUCAAGUGCCGAGCAAACAAUUGACUACCGAGCAAUUUUUUUUACCGGACAAAGUGUUUGAAUACUGAAUUGUUUGAGUUGGGAGCUGUUCGAGUACCAAGGUACUACUGUAUAGUAUAAUUGUAGAAGUAUUGGUAGAGGUAGUGGUGGUGGUAGUAGUAGUAGUAGUAUUAGUAGUAUAAGUACAUGUAUUGCAACAAUGCCACUAUGCCACUGUUACACUAUUUGUAUUACUACUGCUACUACUACCAGUACCUCUACUUCUAAAAUUAUACUACUACCUCUACUUGUCCUACUACUCCCAGCCCUGCUCCCCAUCUCAUAAAUAUAUAUAUUCUUGCUUCCUUCCCUUCAUGAGUGUAUGUGACUAGGUAAUGGGUCAAGUUGGACCAAAAUGUCAUAGGUUAAUAGUGAGGAUAUCAUAUUGACAUAGCCAAAAGUGGGUCCAUUUUUUCUUUUAAAUUGUGGAAAAUGCUAAACCAAUAAGGAUCAUAUAGUACCUGAGGAAUGAAAGGCCUUCAGGUUUGAUCCAAGGAAGGGAAGGUUAAGUCCAGUUCCCUGUAUCAAGUGUUCCUUCAUUAGCUUCAAGGCACCUUGAGGGGAAGAGUUAGUAUACUUUAUGCAUGACUUAGCAUAUUUUAAUUCAUACAUAAACCUUGGGUUUCAAACUAUUGCUCAAAUUGUUUUGUCAGAAUGGUCACUAAUAAACAAAUGUGGAUUUGUGAAAUUGUGGCAACAGCCAAUAAGAAGUGAUAAAAGCAACUUGAUAAGCAGGAACUUUUGUUUAUGGAGCUACACAGUGUUUCACUCAGCAUAGUGAGCUUUCUUGAGUGAAUUUAGGAAAUCAAAGAAAUGCUUAUAUAUAUAUAUAUAUGAGGUGUUGUGUAGUAAUAGAAAAUAAGUGCAGUCACGGCCAAAAUCUGGGUUAGUGAACAGGUAGUUUCCUUAAUGUUUUGUCUGUUUGUUGUAAUGUAAGUUAGGCUCAGAACCCCAAAACAAAGUAUGGUAACUUAAGCUUCACAUCUCCAAUCUUCCCCAUGCAUGCAUUUUACUCUAUUGUUUGAAUGUGGCGCUUAUUCUUUUCUGCUGGGCAACACCUCGUAUAUUCAGGAGGAGAAUAAUGCAUCAGGUGUAUUGUGUUGAAUUAUAAUGCAUAUUGUAACUCCCAGCAUCCUGCAAACAUACAAAACAUGGAAGGCUUUGAAGCACUUUAUUAAAAUAGCAAAAAACUGAGCGGGUGAUAGUUGACAGAUUUAUCUUAACUCUUAUAAUAAGGUAGUAUUUGGAACAAUUAGUCAUGGAUAAGCUAAAAACUUAUCAUAUUCUCUAAUAUACUUGACCAUUAAAGAUUGUACAGUAUUCAGUAAGCAUGUUACCUCUAUUCUUUGCUGAGUAAGAAAUUUGAUGUGCAAGAGAUUGAACAUGGUUGGUAGGAGCAGCAUCAUUUGAUACAGUAUAUAUUCCAGCAAGAGUCCUUGCUUAGCCUACAUGGUAGAGCAUCUAGGCUAAGCCAGGAUUUUUUUUUUUUUUUAACACGUCAGCUGCUUCCCACUGAGGCAGGGUGACCCAAAAAGAAAGAAAAAAACUUUCAUCAUCAUUCAACACUGUCUCCAUCACUCAUACAUAAUCACUGUCUUUGCAGAGGUGCUCAGAUACAACUGCCAGUAUCCUAAACACCUCCUUUAAAGUGCAGGUAUUGUACUUCCCAUUUCUAGGGCUCAGAUCCCUGAAUCCCUUCACUAAAUAUUACCCUGCUCACACUCCAACAGCUCGUCAGGUCUCAAAAACCAUUUGUCUCCAUUCACUCCUAUCUAACACACACACUUGCUGGAAGUCCAAGCCCCUCACCCAUAUAUAUAUAUAUAUAUAAAUAUAUAUGUGCACAAAAAUUUUCUGUAUUCUUAGUAGAAAACGGCCAAUGUGUUACAAAAAAAUAUUUCAGCACUUUAAUUUUCUUCUAAAGGCCAAGAUAUUGAAACAUACCAGUAGGUUUAUUAGUAGCCACUAUUAUAGUUAAUACUGUAAUGUAUUGUUAAAAAAAAUAAUUUAUUACUAUAAAAAGUGUGCUAAAUCUGUAUGGGUCAUGCAGCAAAAUAAAAAGUUCAAUCAUGCCAUAUUGUAAUAGUGCCAUUUAUUUUAGUUUGCAUCAUUUUGAGGUUUAUUACCCUUUCACAAUGUUUGCCAAGUCCUCUUAAUUAUUCCUUCCAGUUACCUUUAGCUUUCUGCAUAUAUUUGUUCCCAAUUUGCAUCUUUCCAUGUUGUUACCAUACCUGUUUGUAAUGACCUCCUUCCUUAGGCAACUUGUAUUGUAACAUACCCAAUCUUUAUUUCAAAAAAUAUAGUGACUACUUUACUUAAGCAGUAGUCAUACUAAGCAUGCUAAAUUCACUGGCGAGUGCUGUAAAACACAGGUAAUGUUCUGUAUGAUAAGACAUGUGCAAUACCUGGGUAUCUUAAUUGAGAGAUGUUUCACCUGCACUGUAAGUUUUAUCAAUGUAAUACUGAAGCAAGUGGAAGAAGUGGAGAGAUGCAGCAGUUCAACAUGUGGUUAAGUGGCAGAGCCUGUUGGUGGAGGAAGGUUAGGCCCAUAAGGUGGGCCAUGGAUAUAGCAAGAAGUUGUAUCAAGACCCUGUGGUGUUGCUUUCUCAGACAAUUAUCAUUAAAUCAGUGGUAUAAUACUAGCAAGUUGAUGACUAAGACUUGUUUACAACACCUGGAUACUCUUACUGAAAGGCAUUUCACCUUCACAUUAGGCCUUGUUGGUAAACCUAUCCAGGUUUGGCACCUGUUUUAUUCAUCAGCUUGUUGGUAUUGUCCCUUCAGUCUAAUGAUACGUAUGUGGCACAGUAAUGACAUUAAAUCUUGGUACAGAAAAUAUCUUCUACAAUUCCAUUACUAAUCUCUGGCCCAACUUAUGCCCCCCCCCCCCUAUGACCAUAUCUUCAACUGCUACAUCUCUAGUACUAGCUCCAGUAUAUAAGGAUCUAUCUUCAUGUCUGUGUAUUAUAGUAAGAAAGCCUGUUGCAUAGGUGAAACAUCUGUCAAUAAGGAUACUCGUGUAUUGCACACAUCUUACUCAUCAACUUGUCAGUAUUAUAACCUUACUCUUAUGAUACAGUACUGCAUAGUACUAUGAGAGUAAUAAGGAGAGUACCUGUAAUACUUGAUGGUGAUAUUGCUUCAGAAAAGCCAUGUAAUGAAUAUAGGAAAUAAAUUUUUAAUACAUAAGCAUUUAGUCAAAAAAAUAGAGCCAUGAAUUAAUGGGAAUAUUGUAACAUCUUACAGUAUUCAGACACAUUGGUUUUGAAUAUUCAAAAUCAACAUUGUGUUGAAAAAUUAUUUCACGUUUGAUUACGAUCACUUGUUUUAAAAUUAGGUUUUUUAAGAUGUGUUUAGAUGCAUUUUAAAAUGUUCAAAACCCAGAAAACUUUCUCUGUGAAGAGAAAUUAGGCUAAGGUAGAUACCUAAAUAAGUCAUUUCUUAAAUUAAUAAUAAAUAAAUGGUUCCUCUGACUUGUGUUUUGAGAGGAAAAUGAAUAAAAUGAAUUUAGGAAUUACUGUGAUACAGUGAAUUGUGAGUGUCAGUGCAGAAGAGGAUGUGCUAGCAUAGGAAAGGAUAGAUAAGAAUAGUGUUCACAACUAACCCACAGAUUGGAGAUGAAAAUAGAUGAAGCAGGUUGUCCUGAACCAUUAUCAAGGCAUCAGACUGUGAUUUGCCCUCUUUAAGAAGAGUAGGAUAGAGGAGAGAAUGAGUAAAGUGGGAGCAGGUACAAUAUUGAAUAUUGAAAGGUAUUCAGUGGAUCAUUGGAAUGAAAGUAUGUAUGUCUGCUUUUCUAACUGUGGCUAUUGUUGUUGACAACUAAAUACAACAGAGAGAGCCUUAACAAUUAAAAUUAUAUCACAACACAAAUACUGUAUUACAGAAAUGUACAAGAUGGCUUAGCAGGGAAAAAGCUUUAUGUGAUGAAAUGUUGCCUUGAUGUUUGACUGUUUUGCAUUUAUUAUGGGUCAUUGCUAAAUACACAUAUUUCAGUAAUAUUAAGAUGAAUAUUGUGUAAGAGAUUGAAGCUAUUAGAAUGAAUUUGUUGAAUUUUUCUGAAAUUAGUACUCAUUUCCUUGCUGCACUUAGUAUAUUAGGUGCUGCACAAAAAGAAAAAAAGAAAAAAAAGCACUUAAGGUAUAUAAUAAAGAUAGAUUUUUUUGAUAGAUUUUGUAAUCUGCAAAAACUCUCACUAGCUUUAGUAAUUCAUGUACUUUGUUUAGGACCAAAGAGAUCAAAGACUUGAUUAUGCAAAAAAUAUAGGGAAUGCAAUAAGCUCUGACCAUGAGUCUCAGACAGAUGCACUGCUGGAUGCAUAUAUCUAGUUAGUAAAAAUGUUAAUGUGAUUUGUUAAGUCUAUCCUCAUCUUACACUUUCCAUGGUGCCCCAUUAAGUUUCUUUUCUUUUGAUCUACUUAAUUAUUAUGUUUGGUACUUCCAAAUAUGACUGAUAUUUUCAUAUAUUGCCUUUUUUUCAAUGCAGAUGAAGGUCUACAUCAUAUUUGUAUGUAUCUAGAGCUGUCAAGUGUAACGUUUUCAGAUAUAUUGGAGGCAGCAUUAUUUAUGCAUCAUACCUUGAGGAUAGGCUAAAUGCAUACGAUUAAUAUCAUGUAUAUAAUCAUUUCAUAGUUUGGGCAUUGCAUUCCAGUAAGGGUUACAACUGUUAGAAAUAAGGCAGGAAAGUGUGACCAGUAAUACAGUGAUAAAUGCCAGUUGUAAGUAUGGUAAGGUUUCACAUAUCUGGGCCUUAGUGAUUACUGACCAGGUCUCAAAAGUCUGUCUUUCAGCCAGCUGUCAAGAAUGUGUUAAAUGUUUUGUUGUACUGUAAUGACAAGUCUUCACUCAUACUAAAAUUAUUAGUUUGUUGCAUGAUAGAGUAUAGAUUGAUAUGGUAGGUAGGCUUUUAGCAGUUUUUAUCAAAGUAUGGAACUGUAAUAUGUAAUUUAGCUAGAAUUUUGCAGUAAUGUACUGUAUUUUAAUUAUAUUCAUGGUAAAACACUAAACUUCGAGAUCAUGUGGUAGCUGGGGAAUAGGAAGUAAUCAGAUAUAAUUCAAAGGGGAUAGUACCUGUGCCAUAGGAGGUAAGCAGGUUAGAUUUAAAGAAAAGGAUAGUGCCUGUCCCAUAGGAGGUAUUCAGGUUUGAUUCAAAGAAGGGGAUAGUGCCUGUGCCAUAGGAAAUAAUCAGGUUUGAUUCAGAGAAGGGGAUAGUGCCUGUGGCAUUGGAGGUAAUCGGGUUUGAUUCAAAGGGCAUAGUUCCUGUAGUAUAGGAGGUAAAUGGAUUUGAUUCAAAGGGAAUAGUGCCUGUGGUAUAAGAGGUAAUUGGGUUUGAUCGAAGGAGUGGGUAAGCUUUAAUUCUUUGAUAAUUUCACCAUCAUCAAGUACCCCUUUCCUUUGAAGGGAUACGAAGUGCCAGACAUCAUACUACCUUAUGCUGGGAAGUGUGAUUCCACACUACAGACUUCACCAGACACUAGAAAAUUUGACCCCGUUCAUUUUUACGAGGGCAUUAUAAAUGUGCUAGGAACUUCAAAAAAGUUCUUAAAUAUUGGUAUGUUUUCCUUCCCUUACUUCACACUAGUGGCUUAUUGAAUUUAAACUUCCAAUAAUAUAACUGAUAGUCAUAUUAAUGCCUUAUUCAAUUAAGGAUACAAGUCAACAGUUGUGGGUUGCUCAAACACACUGGUACCUAUUUACUGUAACACAGCACAUGCAAGGUGAUUUGACCUGCCUGGAGAUCGAACCCAGGACCCUUUGGUUGUUUACCAGAUAAUCUAACCACAGCUCAGCCAAUUCUUUGUUAAAUACAUUUUCAAUAUUACAUAUAUAAUAUGUAAAUUUUAAUUAUUUUGCUAAUAAACUCCUCAAAAUAGUUAGCACGAAGCUCUUUGUUGUUUUCAAUGUUUAUUGCGUUCAAGUCAUGAUGUGCUGUUGUUUCUACAUAUAUGGCUGUGCACUUGUGCAAUAUAGAAGAAUGCAUGUUAAAUUGAUGUUCCCAUUUUGUCUUCCCUUUAACUCUGACAUUCCACCAGAACCUAUUGAUUUUGCUACAUUCUUGUAAAGCUCUACCUAUGCUUUGUGCUUUUUUCUAAUUAUGUUGCUUAACAUUUCUGUUUAUAUAAUUCCAUAAAUUUGAUUAUUUACUGCCUUUUAUAUUGCUUAUAUGAGCCUUAACUUUGGCAUAAAUAUAUUCGUGAUGUACUUCUGCAUGUUCAUUCCCAGUAUUUUUCCAUUAUUCAAUGGCUUUACUGGCCUUGGGAUGGACAAGAAGCCUGUGCUUGUUUAGUUUGUGGGCAAUACUACACCCCAAUGACAGUUCUUUUAUGCUACGUAUUUGUGCCUUAGGGCAGAGCUAAUUAGGGAGUCUAAUUCAGAUAUUAACAUUAUCUUUUAAUAUUACAGCAUGGCUUUUUGAAAAAUGAGCCUACUUUGGAAUAGUAUUACAUAAUAUCAUUUGUUAUGAAACACUUAUCAGUAAUUGAUGGUUUAUCUUAGAAGUGAUUAUGAUAGACUUCAUUAGUAAGGAAUUGGCACUUGGACAGUUCAUGUGUUAUACUUUUAUCUGCAAACACAGUAUGUGUCUUAAAAUCUUAUUCCAAGAUUUCAGGUAAAUAGGCUUUAUCUUGAUGUAUCCUGCAAGCAAACACAUUGUUGUAUAUUAAGAUCUCUUUAAUACCAGAAUAAUGUACCAAAUUGUUGGGUAAUAGUCAUUAAGAAAAGUGUUGUCAAUGAGUGUUUCAUGUGUGGAAACUGUUUAAAGAGUUUUGUGUAAUGAAGCAGUAUUUUGUGAAAUAUAUAUAUAUAUUCAAAUGUACUCUCAUACUAGAAAAUCACUGCCAAAACCUACAUUUUCAAAAUAGAAAAACUAAAAUGAAUAUGAUAUUUCACUUCUUACCCUGCGAUCCUCCAUAGUGCAGUUAAAUAUUUUCUCUGUGCUGAAGAGGUUCCCAGACCGGAUCAAAAUAUAGCUCAUUUCCUCUCUAUUUUUAUAAUGCGGGUUGUCGGAGUGAUGUCAUUGCAUCUUUAGUUUUAACUUAGAUAUCUUAGUGCUAUAUUUGAGUUAUAUGCAAGCAAACACUUUGUACUGUAGCUUAAUUUAACACUAUGUACCUUUUUUAAUUUAAUGCUGAAGAUUACAGUUGUAUUUUAAGAGUUUUUUUUGUAAGGAAACUGCAUUGUAUUCUACUUUAAAAAAAACUGCACAAACAAUUUCACAUUAAAUAAAAGUAGUAUUAUACUGUUAGCCUACAUGAAAGCAGACAAGAGCCCUAAAAAAUAACUUGUAGUGUAGUGUGAUAAUCCAUGUGUUGACUCAGAAGUGCCAUUUUUAUCUUACAUGGUGUUUAAAAAAUUAUCAAGUGUUUCACUGGUACUGUUUAAAGGCUGUUUGGAUGUAAAUCAUUUAAGAAGUAUAAUAAAUAUUUAUAUUGUAUCCACUCUUUUUGGGCAUUAACAGUAAUAGCUUUACUAUGAAACUUUAAAUGUUUAUAUUACCCCAGCUUGUCAUUUCAGUAAUGUCAAGACAUUUGUAAAGAUAUGAUACAAGUGGAGGCUAAUGAAAAAUGUUAAUGAUUCUCAUUGUUCAACAGCAGGGAUACACAACCUUUUCAUUGAACAAAUAUUAAUGACUGAAACCUAAGUACAGUUUGCAAACUGAGUGAAACAAAUGAAAGGUAUAGUAGACCACCACCUUUUGUGUGGGUUACAUUCUUGAAAUUGGAACUAUAUAUAAACAGAUUGGAGGGAAUUCUAAACUGUCGUAUCGGAGCGCCUCUGCAAAGACAGUGAUUGUGUGUGAGUGAGGUGAAAGUGUUGAAUGAUGAAAGUUUUUCUUUUUGGGUCACCCUGCUUGGUGGGAGACGGCUGAUUUGUUAAAAAAAAAAAAAAAGGAUUUUGUUCCUGAAACUUCAAAAAAAUCUAACAUGUAUUUUUAACUUAAUUUUGCAAAAAU